Molecule: messenger RNA, 2224 nt
Organism: Puntigrus tetrazona (Sumatra barb)
Lineage: Eukaryota; Metazoa; Chordata; Actinopteri; Cypriniformes; Cyprinidae
Gene: vax1
Product: ventral anterior homeobox 1
Exons: 3
Coding region: 1056-2009 (317 amino acids)
Biological process (GO): brain development; regulation of DNA-templated transcription; central nervous system development
Molecular function (GO): DNA-binding transcription factor activity, RNA polymerase II-specific; DNA binding
Source: RefSeq, a predicted model, not a curated record
UUGGGUGUUAGCAGUGGGAUUUCGGGCAGGUUGAGUUUUUUAGCAGUGCUUUAACAGGUUUCUUGUAGGUUAAGGGGGCUUAGUGAUGGUAGUAUGGGUUGGGGUGUGCAUUAGAGGCGCUGGGUAACUCGGGUGGUUGUGCGCACUGUCCCCCGCUUGACAGAGUUCCCUUGUGUUCAUCUCUUUCUUUUGUCAAUCCGUGUUCAUUACCACUACAGAUUCCAAGCGAAGUGGAUUCCAUUUUUUUUCGUAUUCCAGGUCUCUCCGCCUCCCUCAUUUCUUUCUCUCUCUCUCUCUCUCUCUCUCUCUCUCUCUCUCUCGCUCUCUUUGCUCUCCACCGAUCUUUCCCUCUCUCUCUUUUCGCUCUUUGCUUGUAUUAGCUCCGAGGGUGCAGCGUGCGGUAUCGGGCCGUUAUCCGGGGGGGAGAUUCGCCAGCGUGUUCGUAAAGUUAGCCCGAACGAACAUCUACAGCCCGAGAGCGGAGGAACGGCCAAUGCUGGGGCAUCGAGGAAUGAAGUGGAACUUUUCUGGCGGUCCGUGAUUGCGCGUGGUGGCGAUUCGAGGCAAAUCAUCUCCCUUGAACCUUUGCGAACGAGGGCGGAGAGGGGGGUCGGAGUGAGUGGACCCCUCAAUCAGGACAAUGUGUAUUUCCCAAACAGUUUAGAGUAUUCAUGAGGUUACGCAAAUGUGGAGGCAGCAAAAUUACCGUAAUCAAUUGAAGCGGCGAGCAUGCGUCCGUCCACAGCUCUGAUUACCCGGAGAUCAGCCUGAUGUGAAUGUUACAAGGAGAGGAGCUGUUAAAUUGCUGUUGAAUUUGGGUGAGAAGUCUAUGAUCAUUGGGCAAGUGAGUCUGCACAGAGAUAAUAGGGCAGAUCAGUGGACCGGGCAAGUGCUGGUGGCACAUUAGCUAUCUGACUUCGACUCCAAGCUGCUGUUUUACAGAAAGACCAAACCUAUAUUACCCAGAAUAAGCAGUGUGUGUCUAUACCCCGAAUAGUUAUUUCUUCCCAACAAGGAGAAAAAGAAGGCGAAAUCUUCAUAGAGGAUAAGAGACUAUGGAAGUCCGCUACAGCCAAGACUCUGAGUCCGGAAUGUUGCUGAAGAAUGGACUAAAAGAGGGGAAAGAGGGAAAGGAUUCCCAGGGGAACAUUUCAAAAACGUUCCUGAAGGACCAGCAGGAGUCCUUCUCUCCAUCCGGAGCGGUGGAAAACUGCGAAAAGAGCCGGACGAGCUCAGGAGAUCCUGAUUACUGCCGGAGGAUUCUAGUUCGGGAUGCCAAAGGUUCGAUUCGAGAGAUUAUUCUGCCCAAGGGUUUGGAUCUAGACCGACCAAAGCGUACAAGGACCUCGUUCACAGCAGAACAGCUGUACAGACUGGAGAUGGAGUUUCAGCGGUGCCAGUAUGUUGUGGGACGAGAACGAACCGAACUUGCCCGACAACUUAACCUGUCUGAAACUCAGGUAAAAGUGUGGUUCCAGAAUCGUCGCACUAAGCAGAAGAAGGAUCAGGGGAAGGAUUCCGAGCUGCGCUCCGUGGUUUCUGAAACAGCCGCCACCUGCAGCGUCCUGCGUCUCCUGGAGCAGGGCCGGCUCCUCACUCCCCCAGGCCUGCCAGGGCUGCUGCCACACUGCGGGAGCUCGUCGCUAGGCUCAGCCCUGCGUGGGCCAUCCCUGGGCAUCACGGCCAAUGGAGGCUCCUCCAGCAGCAGUAGCAGCAGCGCGGCCAGCUCAGGCACAGCCGGGGGCAGCCCCCCGCUGCCGACGGUAACCAGUUCAGGGACAGUCACGGGGCUGCAGGGAUCUCAGCCUGCCCACGGGCUGUUUAGCUUCCCUAUGCCCUCUCUGCUCGGCUCGGUCGCCUCACGCAUCUCCUCCACCCCGCUCGGCAUGGCCGGGUCCCUCGCAGGGAAUUUGCAGGAACUUUCGGCCCGCUACCUGAGCUCGUCCGCCUUUGAGCCCUACUCACGGACCAAUGGCAAAGAAGCGUUAGACAAGAAAGUUUUGGAAUGAUCGCUAGGGGUUUCCUUUUGUCGGUUUAUUGUUGUUGUUGUUGUUGUUGUUGUUGUUUUGGAAUUAGUUUAAACUCUGGUUAUCUCUCUUUUUUGAAUCGCUUUCGCCCCUUUUGUCUCAUCAGUGAUGUUGUGUUUCCAAUCCUGCGUUUUUUCAUGUCGUCAACCUGCACACUUGAUGCCUCUCAGAAUUGUAAAAAGGUGGCACUCAUACUU